Plenodomus lingam JN3 is the source of this 261-nucleotide messenger RNA. The record is from RefSeq and is a predicted model, not a curated record. Lineage: Eukaryota; Fungi; Ascomycota; Dothideomycetes; Pleosporales; Leptosphaeriaceae.
AUGGGCACAAGUACAGACACAACGCCCCCGCACUGGAUAACCCAGAUGAUGACCAAGAGUACAUGGGUACUUCAUCAUCCCCCCAUCAUAGAAGUUUACCUCAUCCAGUUACCGGAACCCUCCCCAACACCGGCCCCCGGCAUCAACACCUCCCCUGCAAACAGCACCUGCACAUCCUCCCCCUUCAAAAACGGAAUACAUCCCGCCCUCACCUUAUUCCCGGGUGCUGCCGUAUCUAGGAGUAGAGUCCUGUACGUCUAG